UUAAAAUUCCUUGGGGGCCAUCGGUAACAUAAGUUAGUUAAUACUUUCUAAUUAAGAUGCCUAAGAAAAAGACUGGACAAAGGAAAAAAGCUGAAAAGCAAAAACUUAGACUUAAGGAAAUUAGAAGUCGUGAAGUGCCACUAGCUGAUUUUCCCUGUAAUGCGCCUAUGGAAUGUGACAAAUGUGAACGCAAGCAAAAAUCAAGAGCCUUUUGUUACUUUUGUCAAAGUCUUCAACGUCUUCCGAUAUGUGCCCAAUGCGGCAAAGUAAAGUGCAUGCUAAAGACGGGUGAUUGCGUGGUCAAACAUGCCGGAGUAUUCACCACCGGUUUGGGUAUGGUAGGAGCCAUAUGUGAUUUUUGUGAAGCUUGGGUUUGCCACGGACGCAAAUGUUUGCAGACACAUGCCUGUACUUGUCCGCUGCAAAAUGCUGCCUGUCUAGAAUGUGAAAGAGGUGUCUGGGAUCAUGGAGGUCGCAUAUUUAAGUGUUCCUUUUGCAAUGGCUUCCUAUGUGAAGAUGAUCAAUUCGAACACCAGGCCUCGUGCCAGGUUCUGGAAAGUGAAAACUACAAGUGCCAGUCGUGUAAUCGUCUGGGUCAAUACUCAUGUUUACGUUGCAAAACGUGCUACUGCGAGGAUCAUGUGCGUCGCAAAGGCUUUAAGUAUGAGAAGAAUAAGGCCAUACCAUGUCCCAAGUGUAACUAUGACACAUCGGUCACCAAGGAUUUGAGUAUGUCUACGAGAUCUCAUAAGUUUGGCCGUCAACAACAAGGAGGAGCUGCUGAUAGCGAUGAUGAAUACGGUGGUGGUUAUUAUGGUGGCUACUCCGGUGCUGGCACCUCAUCUGGCUACAGUGGGUAUGGUGGUGGUGAUGAUGAAGACUCUGAGGACGACGAUGAUGAAGAUUAUGAUGAUGAUGAUGAAACAGAAGAGGAUUCCGAUGAGAAUGAAACGGAGGCCAGUGAAGAGGAAAAGGAAGCAUCUAAUGCCAAGGAUGAUAAAACCAAUAAAAAAUAAUUUAACAUAAAACGGUGAACGUUUUUAGUAAAUUAUAUAUGAUUUAAAUAUUGAUGUGUCAAGCCUAUGAUGUGUCAAACAAUAAAAUAAACUGAAUAUCUGGCAACUCUA
Messenger RNA from Stomoxys calcitrans (stable fly), 1127 nucleotides. It is a transcript of the gene Noa36, whose product is annotated as zinc finger protein 330 homolog. NCBI's taxonomy places the organism in Eukaryota, Metazoa, Arthropoda, Insecta, Diptera, Muscidae. The transcript has a single exon. Bases 57 to 1016 code for a protein of 319 amino acids. The record is from RefSeq and is a predicted model, not a curated record. Gene Ontology annotation, cellular component: nucleus. Gene Ontology annotation, molecular function: zinc ion binding.